AUGGGCGUUAUAAUUGCAAGCAUAAAAACUGUGUCUGAAGCGACUCAAUCCUCUUCGCUGUUUGGCUGGGCUGCAUUUGUGUUGAUCGCAGCGUCUCUAGUGUACGCCUACAUCAAUGCGACAGCUAAACCAGGACCGUGUUAUUUGAAAACAUACAAGCCUCUUCCGGUUGUAAAGGCUAACAACAAAAAUAGAAAGUAUGGACAUUGGGUUCCGGAGCAGUUCACCUAUCCGAAAGUGGAACCUUAUCCAGAUUGGUCUAUCGACGAGACCCCUCCAAUUCCAUAUCGCGCAUUUAAACACACCUAUUUCAUUACCAUGGGAAUCAGAAACAUGGAAUGGGAUAGCUGGAUUGAGCUCGACAAUGAGUGGCACAAAUACCACAAUCGCAAACAAGAACGUAUCAGAGAGAGAGAUUCCGAUCUGUAUGGAACAAGUCCCGAAGCUUGGGACGGAGCCAUGGAGCUGUUGGAGGAAUUUAGAAACUACUUACCUCAAAGAUAUCCAAGUCUGUUCCGUGCUACCGAGAAGGGAAUUGAUAACAUCGUGACUGGAGAAUCUUUUGAGUUCCUUGGUAUUCCAAAAUCAGACUUCAAAAUGGAUCCAAUGUUAAUGGCUGCUUACAUGGUUCAAGACGAUCUUGCAGUCAUGGUGGAAAACGAAUUCGGUGAAUACGUUCUCAAAGGUGGUGCGAUCAUGCUUGCAGGCUUCUGGAGACUCAAAGACAAAUUGAACCUACCUUUGAGUGCUAUCCACACUACGGGAGAUGUUCCAAAGUAUAACGAGAAGCUCAAGUCCGGCAUGGAAAAGUUCUUUAUUAGACAAACUUGCGAUAAGCCAGUUGUGCGAAACAACUACUUUUUACAGACUGAUGAUGACCUUGCUUGGUCUUAUUCUAUCGGUGAUGAAGGAAAAGAAGUUGUUGGCUGGUAUACCGCUUCUCCAGCUACCGAUAUAAACAAGAUUUACUUCAGAUCAGAGAGACAAUCUGUUAGACGCUUGCCAAAAACUGGGGUCACCAUCUUUACCAUUAGAACCUACUUCUCCCCAAUUGUCAAACUCUGUGAGGAGCCAUAUGUUCCUCUCAGACUACUUGAUGGUAUUUUAAGUUGGGAAAAAGACGUCCAGGACUACAGAGGGUACACUAUUUUCAAAGAUGUUCUCCUACCUUAUUUAAGGGAAAAAGCAGAUGAACAGCAAAAGAUGGGCUACACCCAGGAUAAAGAGCCAAACAACUAUCCAUUUUGA
This is a messenger RNA of Ogataea philodendri, 1248 nucleotides long. RefSeq lists its product as uncharacterized. The transcript has a single exon. The record is from RefSeq and is a predicted model, not a curated record. NCBI's taxonomy places the organism in Eukaryota, Fungi, Ascomycota, Pichiomycetes, Pichiales, Pichiaceae. Bases 1 to 1248 code for a protein of 415 amino acids.